AGUGUUGUGUGAACACUGAGGGUCCGUCUCUAUUCAAGGACAAACUACCCUGAGAGUUAUUAAAACUCACCUCCAGCCUCUCGUGCGCCACAGGCUGAUGUGUGCCGUGGGUCUGCCUCGCACGGCCGCUGAAAGUUACUUUGAAGACUUGUAUGAAUCCAUAAAGUCAAACUGUGAAUAGACGACAUGAUGUCGCAUCCAUGGGAAUAACCGAUUAAUCGAGAGUUUCUGACGUUUUCAACACUGUGCGGGACAAAAAGGCAGUCGUGGAGGGUUCCCAGUCCUGUGUGGGAUGUUAACAGACUGGCUGCAGGAGCAUGGUGAAACACCAACCCUUACAGGUCUAUGAGAAGCAGCUCUUUGUGUCCUUUGUCACUGGCAUCUAUGGUUGCCGCUGGAAACGCUACCAGCGUUCCCAAGACGACAGCUCUAGGUGGGAGUGUGCAUGGUUCAUCAUCUUGUGCAGUUCUUUCCUUCUGCUUCUCUUUUGGGCCUACUUUUGGUUGGUGGCUCAAAAUGAUUUCAACGACUUUAACUGGUCAGUAUACAACCGCUCUGGAGAAUGGAGCGAUGAGACGAUCCCCAUCCUCGCAUCCACCACCGUAGGAUUCAGCUACAUCACAUUCUUAAUGAUCUUAGCACUUUUCCAUGUAUCCUUGGGCCAGCAGCUCAACCUCUACUGGGUUCACAAGAUUGGAGUGUUGGCUACGUUGCUCACCACCAUCUCUGGUGUCAUCUCUGUUGAUGACAUAUGGGGAGAUGAGUGGGACAUCCUGCUUGUAUCACUGCAGUCAACAGCCCCUUUCCUGCACCUUGGAGCCCUCGUAACAGUCACAGCUAUCAGCUGGUUGGUAGCGGGAUAUGUGGUGCGCAGAGAGAGAUCCAAUUUCCAGGUGAUGGUGUUGCUGAUAUACAUCAUUAUCCUCCUGGCUCUCUAUUUGGCACCGCUCACAUUCACCUGCCCCUGCAUCAUGGACCGCCACAACCUCAGACCUCGACCCGACAUCAUUGGUCGACGGGGAGCUCCUAUGCUGGCCCCAGAACACACCAUUCUGUCCUUUAACAGAGCUCUGCAGCACGGAGCCAGCUCCCUGGAGGCUGACGUCACUAUCAGUGUGGAUGGGGUUCCUUUCCUUUUGCGAGACCGCACGUUGAGACGAACCACAGACGUUGGUAAGGUCUUCCCAGCCAGACAGUAUGAGGAUGCCUCUUUCUUUAACUGGACAGAUAUUCGCUCUCUAAACGCAGGCCAGUGGUUUUUAAAGAGUGACCCCUACUGGACAGUAGAAACUCUGACAGCGAGGGACCAGACCAGAAUAGGCAACCAGACGGUGUGCAGUCUGGUAGAAAUGCUGCGUCUGUCAGCCAGGGCCAACUGCUCUGCAUUGCUCAAUGUCCGCAAGCCUCCACCAGAGCACCCGCGCCACCGGAGCUGGUUUAUGGACACGCUGUGGGCUGUGCAGAAAGCUGGGAUUUCCCAGAAGAGGGUGAGGACUGUGACGUGGACCCCUGACACGGACAGGGGGAGGGUACGAGGGCUACAGCAGACCGCAAAUGAGAAGCUGUCAGUGGAAGUGAUAAGGCAGAGGGGAAUAACAAGCCUGACCCUCCACUACAGCAAGGCCAGCCCCAAAGACAUACGGGAGUAUCUGGCCAAUAAUGUGAGUGUGACUGUCUACCCAGUGAAUGAACCGUGGCUCUACUCCAUUCUGUGGUGUAGCGGGGUGCCUUCUGUGUCCUCUGAUGCCCCCCAAGUCCUCCGAAAGGUGCCUUACCCCAUCUGGCUCAUGAGUCACAGCGCUUACAACUUCAUCUGGAUCACUUCAGAUCUGGUCUCCCUUGCCGUAGUCGUAGGGAUUUUCUGUUUUCAGAAGUGGAGGAUGAGCGGGAUGCAGAACUAUAACCCAGAACAGAUCAUGCUGAGCGUUGUGGCGCGUCGGACCAGUCGGGACGUCAACAUCAUGAAGGAGAAGCUCAUAUUCUCAGAACUCAACAAUGGGCUGAGCAGUACAGAGGAGCUUUGUCUGUAUCCUGAGAACGGUUAUGCCACAUACUCUCAUGGAGGCCUCAGUCCCUGAACUAAACACACUGGCCAAUCGGAUGUUAGUUUGAUUUCAGAGCUUUACUGACUGAACGUUAUUUACAGAAGAAAAAGGAGCAGAGAAACUGAUCUAUUAGUGAACUGACCCCAGAAGACAGCAUGGACACCAAAUCUUGUCUAAAAUAUAGACAAUUAAAGUCUAUUUGGCCUAAUGAUUCAUGAGUUUUUAAAGUACCACAUUAUUCACUUGCUUAAGUUAUAUGUAAUAUAUGUAUGUAUGUAAUAUAAUUUUGUACGUAUCUUUUUCCUUAAUACUGCUUAAGACUGCCAGUUGUAGCCACAUUUCUCAAACAUAGUUCACCAUUUACCUUUAAAGUUGCUGUAAGAAGUCAUUUUCUUACUUUCAUUGUAUUAAAUGUGUAUCUUUACAGGAACACAUGAUGUUGUCAUCAGUAAAGGGGUCAGCUGACCAAAGCAAUUUCUCAUGACGAGUCAGAUGCUGUUUCCUCCUGAACUCAAUCGGUUGACCAGGGGAAACAACAUUAUAUCACAUUUGAAUGUAGAAACAUGACUUCCACUCAUUCAACAUUACUUCCAGAUAAUAUUGAUGAUGUGUGUGGUGAUCGGGCCACAAACACAUUUGAUUACCAUGAGAAAAAAAACGUGUUCAGUCAGUUUGCUUGAAUGAGCUUCUUAAAAGUUAUAUUUGAGCUAAUAAAGGCUGUAAUGUCGUAUUUUUCCAUGUCAUGUACUUCCCUGUUGUUUUAUAUCAGAGGAAAUUGACCGUGUAGUGCUCUGUAUUAUAAACUGAUGUAAAUAUGAGUUGUUGUUUUUUUUUAUGAUUUGGACAUAUCAGCUGUGUAUUUUCUGUUUUCAUUUAUAAUCAUUAUGACUGAUGUUCUCUUUUAAGUGUGAGAUGAGAUUAGUAGUUUUGGGGGGUUUGAGGGUAUAUUGUGGAAAAUGUUCUAAUCUUUUCUUCUGCCUCUUUUCUGUCAUGAUUGAUUUACUUUAUAGUCCUAUUAGCUAUUACACCUUUCACAUGGCUGCCUUUUUGUUAAAUUAAUGAACUGGUAGAAGAGUGUAGAAUCAUUUUUUGUUUUUUAAUUUAAUAAUAGGGGGUACAAACUUCAAGUUACAGCUACUAGCGGCAGACAUGUCGACUGUACAAUAAAGGUGAUAUUUUCUCUUUGAAGAAUGUGCAAUUUGUAUUU
Cottoperca gobio is the source of this 3252-nucleotide messenger RNA. It is a transcript of the gene gdpd5a, whose product is annotated as glycerophosphodiester phosphodiesterase domain containing 5a. Gene Ontology annotation, molecular function: glycerophosphodiester phosphodiesterase activity. NCBI's taxonomy places the organism in Eukaryota, Metazoa, Chordata, Actinopteri, Perciformes, Bovichtidae. Gene Ontology annotation, cellular component: plasma membrane. The transcript has 16 exons. Gene Ontology annotation, biological process: lipid metabolic process; positive regulation of neuron differentiation. The record is from RefSeq and is a predicted model, not a curated record. The coding region runs from base 318 to 2078 and encodes 586 amino acids.